AAGAGAAACGACACAAAAGUUGAACAAAAGAGUCAUCUUACGAUAGCGUGUGGUCUCAUGCCAACCUCAUAUUAAUAAUAUCUAUCUAUUAUCUCUAGUCUCUAGCCCAUAAUCCUCAUAAUCACUUUACCAUCAUGGCUACCAAGGGUAUAACAGCUAAGAAGCAGCAAGAGCUGCAAACAACGUAUUCAAACUAUAAGAACACGCUGCAGCAACUAGCUCAGAAAAUCGGUGAUGUCGAGCAGGAGGCCGAAGAACACAAGCUUGUCCUUGAUACCUUGGAGCCGCUUCCCGGAGAUCGCAAGUGUUUCCGUAUGAUCAACGGCGUGCUGGUGGAGCGAACAGUUCAAGAUGUAAUCCCCGCAUUAAGAACGAAUGCCGAAGGAUUAAAGAAGGUCCUUGACGAUUUAGUCAAGCAAUACAAGAUCAAGCAGGAAGAUCUUGAGAAGUGGAAGAAGAAUAAUAUUCAGGUCGUCCAGUCAUGAGGUAAUCAUCUCUUCCGCGAUCGACGUGGAGCAGGUACUGCAGAAGUGGACGUCAUGGGCACAGUACAGCUGGAAAUGGCCUUUUUGAAG
Molecule: messenger RNA, 575 nt
Organism: Hypoxylon fragiforme
Lineage: Eukaryota; Fungi; Ascomycota; Sordariomycetes; Xylariales; Hypoxylaceae
Product: Prefoldin beta-like protein
Exons: 4
Coding region: 135-485 (116 amino acids)
Biological process (GO): protein folding
Cellular component (GO): prefoldin complex; cytoplasm
Molecular function (GO): protein folding chaperone
Source: RefSeq, a predicted model, not a curated record